Messenger RNA from Rhagoletis pomonella (apple maggot), 5744 nucleotides. RefSeq lists its product as uncharacterized. Gene Ontology annotation, biological process: regulation of transcription by RNA polymerase II. Gene Ontology annotation, molecular function: RNA polymerase II cis-regulatory region sequence-specific DNA binding; DNA-binding transcription factor activity, RNA polymerase II-specific. Gene Ontology annotation, cellular component: nucleus. The transcript has 3 exons. The coding region runs from base 115 to 4548 and encodes 1477 amino acids. The record is from RefSeq and is a predicted model, not a curated record. NCBI's taxonomy places the organism in Eukaryota, Metazoa, Arthropoda, Insecta, Diptera, Tephritidae.
GCUUAAAAAACGUUCAAAUUAUACAUUUGUUCCCAAACAUUUAACAAAUUUUAAAACCAAAAUAUUUCUUUAAAUUCUUCGUGUGAAGAAAUUCGCCGCAUACUUGCCUUCGCCAUGUCUGCCACACUCAAAGUGAGCCCGCCUAAUCUCAGCAUUUCGCCCAUGACCACAGCCAAAGUGAUAUUUUCAGCUAAUCGGUCUGCCAGCAACAACAACAACAGCUGCAGCAAAAGUGUCAGUCAUUGCACAAAGUUACCACAAAUUAAAUUGCCACCACCUUCACCACUUUAUUCACCACUUUAUCCAGCCAUGGAUGCCAUAGCAUCGACACCCAAUAAUUAUGUUAAUAGCAGCAACAGCAACAGCAACAACACCAACAGCUGCGCUCUACUCAUGUCACCGCCGCUCAGCGCUAAGCACGAAAAGGAUACACACCAAGAAUUAGAGCAAAAUCACCACCCUCUCCUCCAAACUCGACAGCCGCAGCCGCAGCAGCAGGAGCAACAGCGACUCCACACAGCCGAAUUCCUUGCGCCCAAUUGUAAUCUGAAGGCAGUCUACAACAGCAACAACUACACAGAUUUCACCAGCGCCGAGUUGAGCUUUCCGGAUUUUUCGCUCAGUUACAUGGUGGAGACGCCCACUUCGGUUUACGGUGGCAGCAGCAGCAACCACAACAACACACUGGAUUAUGUGUCGUCAGGCAAUCAAUGCGGCAACACCCCGGCAACAGUGAGCUUUUGCAGUGAUAGUGAUGUGGUCAUGUCGCAACAGCAACAGCAACAGCAACAGCAACAGCAACAGCAACAACAACAUAAGCAGCCAGCUUGCAACACCGGUAACACCCAGGAUGUGUUCCGCUUUGAGCCGGAGGAUAUUGCGCGCCUUACAUCCGUCGAUUGUGAGACGAGUGACAACUUUGUAAAUUCUACUGAGAAGGCGUUGCAAGGUGGCGGCUUGGUGGGCGUGUUAGACAGUUUACAAGCGCCUUUUACGCCACACACGCCAUACAGCCCCUACGCUACGACGACGACGACGACGACGGCAACCAGCUUCAGCAUGACGGUGGAUGGCAAUUAUCAGCAGCAGCAGCAGCAGCCGCGGCAAAUGACAUCAGAUGGAAUUACAAGCAGCUGCAGCGAGAGCAAUAGCAACAACAGUUGUGACCUUAGCGGCAGUCAAUUAUUGACUGCAGCCACUUUAACUUCUGACUAUUUGAACCUCGACAUCGAAUACUACAACUACGAUGAAAUUAAUUGUCAAUCGAAAAAUCAAUCGCCCUGCUCCUCGCCGCCGCUUGAUCCAUGGAUGACGCUCAAUUUGGCCGAAACCAUUGCUGGCGCUGCGGCCGCAGAACAAGCGGCCGUUAAUACACAACGCAAUCGGUCGCCUAAACCGAGCAAUACCUGCUACACCUAUCAGCCGUAUGCCGCGCACAACCAGCCACAACAAGCGCACGAGAUUAAGCAGGAAACGCCAAACAAGCUGCCUUCGAUGGUGUCCACCUUCGGUACGCCCAAAUACGAGUCUGUCUACAACUAUGACUACACAUUUGCCAACGAUGAGAUCAGCGCACAGCAACAACGGCAAGAAUACCAGCAGUGCAUGCAGCAGCAGCAGCAGCAGCAACAGCAACAGCAACAGCAACAAGAAAAAUGGUCCUGCUAUGGCGUCGCCGCAACCGCAUCACCCGGUGCUGUAGUAGCCCAAAAUUACGAUCAUUUGCCGGAGAACUAUCAGAAUUGCAAUUUGUUGCAUGCGGAAAAACCAAACCGCGAACACAAAAUCAUAUGGACCAUCGAUGAGCUGGACGAGUUGCAUGAGGAGCUUAUCGACGAGCUGUGCUGUGCCAGUGCCAAGCAAACCAAUCACAUAAGCGGCGACGAGGGUGUAGAUGUGGAUAUUGCUGGCUAUUUUGAAGAUGAAAAUUCGCUGGAUUUUGCCCUACAGGUGGCAAGUGAUGAGCGUGUGUUUGACGAGGUCGAUGAAAAUGAGGAUGAUAACGAUUCGGUAUUCCACACCAGUGCGUGUGCCACAGCCACAGCCACAGCCACAACAAAUCACUUAGAACAAGCAACACAGUUGCAUUUGCAACCGCCACGUCGUCGACGUCGUUGCACAUCACCAACUGCAGGCAAUGCCAGCAAUGAGGUUGCUGGUGCCAAAUGCAAAUCAUCUCGCAACACUGCAACGCCAGCAAUGCACAAGAAUUAUGACGCAGAUGCCAUUGGCGGUAUUAGGCAACAAGAAGAAGAAAUUGCGGAUGCAGCGCCUGUGGAAGAGUUUGCCGAUGAGUUGCAAAUCUGUCGUUGGACUGAUUGCAACGAGGAAUUCCCAAACCAGGCGGCAUUUGUGACGCACAUCGAGAAGCGGCAUGUGGAUGCGAAAAAACGCGAUGAUUUCUCUUGCUUUUGGCUGGACUGUCCGCGCCGCUAUAAGCCCUUCAAUGCGCGCUAUAAGCUCUUGAUACACAUGCGCGUGCAUAGCGGCGAGAAGCCCAACAAAUGUCCGUUUCCCAGCUGCAACAAGGCAUUCUCACGUUUAGAAAAUUUGAAAAUUCAUCAACGCUCGCAUACCGGCGAGCGGCCAUAUGGCUGUCAAUAUGAAGGUUGCCUCAAAGCGUUCAGCAAUAGUUCGGAUCGAGCGAAGCAUCAGCGGACACACUAUGAUACGAAACCAUAUGCGUGUCAAUUGCCCGGCUGUACAAAGCGCUACACGGAUCCCUCCAGCCUGCGGAAGCAUGUCAAAAACCACGCGCUGCGCAAUGCCAAUGGCCACUUGGGACGUCGAAAGUCGGCGAGUGCGGCUAGCGGCUGCAAAAAAGUCAACAAUGGCGCGAGCAAAGCAACAACAGCUAAAAUGCGGCGACACUCGGAGUCAUCACUGGUCAAUGCAACAGCUAAAACAACUGGCGCGCCGGCAUUAGCAACAUCAACAAAAACAACAUCAACAACAACAGCAACAACAGCAAAGACAUUUGCGCAAACGACACUAAUUGGCAGCAAAUUAAUGAAUAAUACACUGAGUCAACAGCAGCAGCAGCAGCAACAAAAACAACAACAACAACAGCAACUACAACAACAGCAACUUGAAACAAGGCAACCACAACAGUAUACGCGACAACAACGCAGCAACAGUUGUAGUGAAAUAUCAACACGCCACAACAAUAGCAAGACUAACGGCAGCAACAACAAUAACAACAACAACAGCAGCAAUAGCAAUAGCAACAAUCAGUGCGGUUAUUAUGACAACCACGUUGAGUUAAUGACAAUAUCAACUGAUAUAACAACAAAAAUGUUGAGGCCUGUGAAAUUACACGCCACAACAACAGCAACAGCUGCAGCAACCCUACCAACAAUAACAACAAACGUUUGCAAAACGUCAACACCAAUGCCCUUUACGAUCAUGCAACAUGCCAAUAAUGCGUUGAGUAUUAGCGACAUGCCCACAGUAUUUGUUACCGCCACUAAUGCGAGUGGCAACAAUGUGAACAACAACAACAACAACAACAACAAAAGUGAUUGUGGCAACAACAUUAGCGCGAGUAAUUGCAAAAACAAUUCGAUGAACUUUAAUGAAUUGUCAAAUUGCAUUGUGACCAUCGAACACAAUCAGAAUGAGAAUUCAAUUGAUUGCAGCGAUGACGACAACAACAGCAACAGCAAUAGCAACAGCAACUGUGGCGGCGGCAGCAAUGAGGCCAUUAACAAGCCCCCGGGCACAUUCAGCUCAUAUGCAACGUGCAAGGAACAGGAAAUGGAUGCGUUGAGUGUGCUUAGCAAUGACAACAAAAUCAAAAACAACAACAACAGCAAUUGCAGCAGCAGCAGCAACUCUGAGCGCAUCAAUCAAUUAAACGAACUGAAACAUUUUUUGCUGUUGAAACCGAAACCUGCAAAUAGUGGCCGCCGUGCCAGCAAACAGUCAAUAAAGCCGAGUGCAAAAGCAACAGCAACAACAACAAAUGCAACAGCAGCACAUGCACUUAUGUGGCAUACAACAUCGAAUGGCAACAAAUAUAUGUCUCAUAGAAAUGCCGCUAAUUUGACGGCUAUUAGCAAUAUUAGUGAGGAGACCGAACGCACCGAUUUGGCUGCUAAGGAGGCAGGAGGGAGCAACAAAAUUAGCGGCGACGGUCAUAGCCCCGCUACACCGUCCACGCCACCACCACCACCACCGCCACCACAACCAUCAGCGGAAGAGUUUGUCUCGUUCGAGUAUGUAAAACGUAUGUGGGCCGAGACAUUCGAUUGUGGGGAUGAAAUCGAUAGCCCCAGCGGCGAUGAGAUAAAUGCCGACGCCGUGGUCGAUGGCGAUGCCGUUGCAGCCAACCAGCGCAGUGCCAAUGCGAAACAUGCCAUUAACCUAAAUAAACAAUGCAACGCAACGGCGAAAGCGGCUAAUGGACAAAGCAGCGGAGUGGCACAAAUGUCUAGUGGGGGCAAUGAAGAUGGCGGUGGCGGCGGUGGCGGCGGCGGCGAUAGCAGCAAUGCCGAAUCGGAUUAUGCAAAUAAUUUCGAGAUGGAUUAUUUGCAGAGUUUCAUUUAGUGUUGCAGCGCAUACUGGCGUGCACACUCUACCAUACAUACAUACAUACAUACAUACAUACAUACAAAAACUUCCAAUCUAACACAUAGUUUGCGGCACAAUCAAUUUGGUAUCGGAGGAUGCCAUUAGCGGCAGCAGUAGCGGCAUUGGCGGCAUCAGCUGAUUUCGAACUAAUGAUAAUUAAAUCACUGCUCCGCUAGAUGCAUCGUACAAUGAGCUUUAAGUUUAGCAUAGCAAAUAAUAGUAAAAGUAAGAGUUAGUUAAUGUAUUGCAGUAGGAGUAUUUUUAGACAUUUACAUACAUACAUAUAUGAUAACUACUACGGCUUCCACCAAAGACCAAAAAAUAUUUUUGCCAAAAAAAUACCAACUAAGUAAAUAUUUAUCUUUAAGCAUUUGUAUGAAUAGAAAGUGUUAUAUGCUUCCAAAGAUCUCAAAAUGCUUGAGUUUUAGCCAACUACUUAGCUUUUUCUUAGUACAAAAAUUAAAAAAAAAAAUCUUAGAAAAUAUUUUGUUUUUUUUUUCGUAAAAAAGGCAAUAUUUUUUCAAUAGAUGUAUUCUCUAAGUCAUUCAAAACCCUUUCACGGCAUAACUGGUGUUCCUAUGGGAAAACUUUGCAAUCCGCACAACGCGCAAAGGCUUCGCAAGACUUAGAGAAAACGCCUAAUAUUUUAUAAAGAUAUUUUUUGAUGUCAGAAAGUUUUCAAAAAACGACGUUUCUUGCAUCUUUUGGUUACCGUUUUGCAUGCGACGUACAUACAUUGAUUUCUUUUCCUUUUUAGUUAGCUUUUAUUAUAGUAGUACUAAGUGGUAUUCUCAUGCAUUAUUUUUAAGCUGUAUUUUUGAAAGGCGACAAACUUUGCCCAGUUUUAUUAUAGGACAAUUUAUCUAAAUGCGUAAAUGCCUCGUAACCACGUAAACUUACUUGAUUUUAUAUGGAAAAUCGGUUUGUUAGACGAGGUUUGCGCGGUUACGAUGCAUUUACGCGCUUCCAUGAAUACCCAUAUAAUUCUAAUUUUAGAAAUUGCUUGCUUAUUUUUCAUUUUCUUAUGCAAAAUUAUUGAUACUAGUUUAAUAUCCAUUUUUUUAAGUUAGGGAAUUAAGUAAAACUUUUUUAAAGUUUUAAAAAUUUGUACUUUAGUAAAUCAACUCAAUAAUGAAUUUAAGUUGUUCCUGUAAUACAUUUCCUUUUAGUGA